Zootermopsis nevadensis is the source of this 16179-nucleotide messenger RNA. RefSeq names its product Rap1 interacting factor 1. Lineage: Eukaryota; Metazoa; Arthropoda; Insecta; Blattodea; Termopsidae. Gene Ontology annotation, biological process: telomere maintenance. The record is from RefSeq and is a predicted model, not a curated record. Gene Ontology annotation, cellular component: chromosome, telomeric repeat region; nucleus.
GCUCUUCAUUGAAAUUCUCGUCCUCUCCCCAUUUAGAGAAUUAACACAUUGGAAAAUUUAGUCUGUCCACCUGUGAUAACCUGCAGGCUGCUAGUUGCUUGCAAGAUGGCAGUAUAAAUGUGAUUCCUUUGUGAGAUAGAGUUUAAAGUAUUCUAUGCGAGAAGAAUCAUCCUUGAUACCAGGGUGCUGCUUUAGGAGCCAACCUAACAUGGUACUGUAAAUCCUUGUACUUGUGCUCACCACAUAUCAUCUACAAGCUAUCCUAAUUAGCUUUAGGAAAAAUGUAUGUUCCAAACUGUUGGUUCAUCUACAAGCUUCUCUCAAAUGGUGACAUUUCAAGGGGCCUGUAAUUUAUUUGUUUGCUUAUUGAUAAAUUCUGAUAUGUGAGGAAACUAAACCAAAUGCACAGCAAACCUGACCAUAACUAAGUACGCACGAAGCAGGUGGAAGGUGAGAUUUCAGGUUUCCAUGGCAGCAUAUAUCAAGAUGGCUGUUGUUUUGGGAUGAUGUAGUGUGGUACAAACCAACUGAUGUUUCAGAAAUGCUUAAGCUCCUUCAGGGAUCAGUAAUGGUCAUGCUGUGAAGCUAGAUAUUUAUUCUGGAUUCAUGUUAUUGUGGCAGCCUGUAUUUAGUAUCAGUUUUCAAUGUUAUGAAAUUGUGUUUUAGCAUAUUAUAUUUCUUGUGUUCUUGUAUAGUUACUUUAGAUAACUUUGAUUAUUUGAAGAUGCUUUAAGCAUAGUACUUGGAUUCUUGUCUCAAGAAUUCAUAUUCUCUUGUUGCUGAUCUUUUUGUGGGAGGGAGUAAAAGUUGUAAAUAUGAUAAUAUCUUGAAUCUUCAGACUUAUUGCUUGUGGAUAAAUUAAAAGUGGAGAAGACCUAGGCACAGGUGGGAGGAUAAUAUAGGGAAAUGUGGUUGUGGGUUAGAUUCGUCUGACAUCAGGAUAAGGACGAAUGAUGCGAUUUUGUGAACACAGUAAUGAACAUUUCUUGACUAGCUGAAAAUAUUGGUUUCUCAAGGGCUCUGAAAUCAGUUAGGCACAUUUAUGUGGCUUUGAGUGUCAGUUGUUACGAAGUGGAAUAUAAAAUAUCUAUAAUGGAUAUACGUUUAAUGUGGAACAUAGCAUGCAAAAUGCAUGUACAUACGUUAGUAUUUUACCGUUCGCCAGUACAAACUGGCUUUUUUUGUUGUAUAGUUUGAGUUGCUCUGUAUUGUAGAGCGAGUGAGGCUCUUUUCAUGAUCUUUGCAUUACUAAGCUUGUUUUUUGUAGGACCUUUGCCUUACGCUUUCACUGAAAUAGACCAUAUUGCUAGUGGUGACACCUAUAUGGAGGAAAUGUUUUUGUGGUUCCCGCGUUAAAAGUUAUGUCUGAGAAGUACGAGCAAGUAUGUAAAGGUGCUAUUGCCACUUAUUUGCAUUAGGGAAAUUUAUUUUUUUAUAUAAAUGCUAAUUGUUAUGACUAUGAUGGUUUAGUAAACUAGUUUGAACAAUUGUGUUCACAGACAUAUUUUCGUAAUUUAGUGUAGAAUGCCGCGGAGUUGAAAUUUGAGCCCACUUUAUGUGCUUUUGUAUUCUGUGUGUUAUGAUAAUUAAAGAUGGCACAGUUGCGCGUAAUUCCAGUAAUUUAGUUAUUGUUCGGUGAUGCUUGUUAUGUCACUUCAAGUUGUAAAUGCAUUGCUGUGGCUACGUACAUAAUUCUGUUAACGCCAUUUACACGUUUGUACAGGUUUAAUUGGUUGCUGAGCAUUGUGAGAGACACCAUCCAUAAUGGUCACAAUUGGAGUGGAUCACUCUGUGCUUGAUCGAAGUUUUAUGAUACUGGAAAAUGAGCACGCACUAACAGAAGACAAGGUUGCAGCAUGUACUGAACUUGAAGGGUAUUUUAGCCAUCUCGUUAGGAACAAGACAGAUUUAUUACCGUCGACAUUUAACGUUCAUGGUGAGAAGCUGAUUAGGACAUUGUUGCAGUGUCUUGAGAAGGACAACAGUAAGUUAAGGACUUCAGUGCUGUUGGUCUUAAAGCCUGCAGUACAGUUGUUACCAAAGCGUCUGGGUAUGGGACUGCAGCUGGCCUCACAGUGCUAUUCAAUAUUGCUGAAGAUAUCUCGAGCAACUGAAGAAAAUGUGAAGCCUUCUUGUAAGAGUCGCGCGCUGGUCGAGUUGUUCCAGUGCUUGGUCAUAUUUGAUGAUCCUCAGUUUCUUGAUGCUGUUGUGACUGCCACUGUAAGAUAUUCGGACCAUAAGGAACUGAUUGAAAAAUGUGUAAAUGUCAGUGGAGAAACUGUUGAUAGCAGUUGGAACAAGCAACAAGAUAGUGUUUCCUGGAUGUCAGCUCUAAGAUUGGAGGCUUUGUGUUUUGCAAAAAGACUGAUGCGAGUCUGUGGUUCGCUGCUGCGUGAACAGUUUGAGAAAGAUCUUGGCUUCUGGCUGGAAAUCCUUUUGCCUUCAGUGUUUGUAUUUCAUGAAGUGUACAGUUGCACUUAUCAGAAGGAAGCCGAUACAGAUACCAGGAAAGCGGGCUUAGAAGCGCUGGGGACCCUUCUGGUGCUCGUACCAAAAGAUUGGCAGCUGAAACUUGAGAAGUGGCCAAAGAUAAAGAAAGACAUCAAGGACAGUUACUCAGAUAAGAUGGUGAAACUUGUGGGUGUUGCUGAUGAUUGGGCAUCGAUAUGGUGUUUGGUGUUGGAUGUUUUGGGUGCAGAGCUCAUUAAAAAAGGCAACAAUCAUCUUAUCAACAAACUAUUGAAUGUGGAAGAGAAGGCAUUCAAAUCUGACAGAUUGGACGUUCGUGUCCAGGCAUUUGUUUGCUGGCGACACCUCAUCGACAGACUUCUGCCAUCCAGUACUGAGGUUCCACACGAUGCGGUACCGCGCUCUGUCCGUCUGCUUGUGCAGCCUUUACAACCAAAUAAUGCCAAGACAGAUGUCAUGUCUCGUCAGAAAUUAAAUACUUGGUGGCAUCUCGUCCAACGUCUUGAAAACUGCAUCGAAUACCAUCGGAAAAGCGUUCUCGUUCCUUUUCUUGUUUACUGUUUUGGUUGUGCCAAGUCGAAGGAACUUCCCCCAGGCAAGAAGUUUGCAGUUCUCCACAUACCUUGUGCUGAAGCUCUGGCAAAUAUCUUGGAUCAUGAGCCUGCCAAGCAGCAAACUUCUGAGAGGCAAAAGGACAAUAAGGAUGUAGAAGAGGACUUUAUCCACCCCUGUAAAGUUCCAUUGCUGACCAAGCCUGCAGUGUUCUUGGAUGUGUCAGACGAGUUACUGUACGCUGUUGGAGAGUGUGCUGUAAUUCUGUCGAGCAGAAGCGAGGUAGAGAGGUGCUCGCAACUUCUUUGCAGGAUCUGGAACUCCUUCCUGAGACACGUCGCGGUUGUUAUGGACGAUGUUGAAAUCCCAGGUGAGAAAGUGGUGAAACUGAUUCAGGAUUUGCUACGGCUGCUGCAGAAUUUGACUGAGCGUGCCAGCUCUACGGCUCCCGCUUUGGCUACAAACUGUAUUGGCCUUUUUCUCGAGGGAUUGGUGAUGGGGCCUUACGCCCUUCCACCUGCCGUUCUUGCCUCGCCCACAUACUAUGUGGGUACGACCCAACUCAUGACGGGAACAGCGGCUUUGUUCUUGAUAGAGUUGAUGGUAUCGCGACCUCUUCUUCAAUCUGCAGUGUCACAUGCUCGAUAUAUCCCAGUUCUAAAGGCCGUAUUGGAUGUUGGUAUCAGUCAUCACAAUGUUUUGGAGUUCACGCAGUCUGUGAUGAAACAGUUGGAAACAGUUACAAGUUCUUACUACAACAUUAACAGUGAAGAGGAAGCGUCUCUGUGUACUGUGUGGGGUAUCAUUGCAGCUGCACUUACCAUCUGUUUGAAGGAUCAGAACCACGUGAAUCAAGGAAAUGAGAAGCAUCACGACCUCAGCUGCUUUUAUCUCGUUGUGCUCUUCCCAUUCUAUCACUUUUACAGCAUCACUUACAAGCAGGCUAUGGAAAUAUUGCCCAUGUGGCUGGAGCUUUACAAAUCUUUCCACAAAGCUGCCAUUUGCAACGUUCCAACGCUGGACAUAAAUGAAGUGUGUGAGACUGUGGCUAUGAAAAUUUGUCAAGCUUUGGUUAAACACUGCCCCACGUCUUCAAAUGAGGCUGUGCCACUACUCAAAGCUGUACAGAAUAUCAUCAUGAUGAUACCGUAUGGUGAUAUAUGCGGAACUCGGCAAUCGUCGAAAAGCAAGUCCAGAUAUCUUCUCCUACCAGACAGAGGAUGUGUGUCCAAACCAACAAACUACAUUACAAAUGCAAUGAAUCUUGUGGUGAAGGUUUCCCAUUUGUUUUCUGUAUUUGAACGCUCAGGUGAAUGGUACAACACUGUGGGUGCACUCAUAAUGAGCUGCUUGGAGACACUUUUUAAGAACAUGAAGGCAGCCAGUGUUACAGCUGCUAUUCCAAUGGUGGCUAGUCUGUCAAAUUCCAUUCUUUCUUUUCUACAAGUGAACCCACUUCAGGAUGGAAGUACAAAAUUUUGGCACGAAUCGUUGCAUCGAAUGUGGAAAUGUUAUUUCACUUUUAUCGAGACUUACUUGCCUCAGAAAUCAGUCAAAGACUUUCUUGGUUGGAUGUCAGCAUUGCUGGAAGCUGGCUUCAGGCAUCCUGUCGAAGAAAUUAGACACGUAACCACAAAGUUCUGGGAUAAUGUAGUUAUUCCAGCAUUUGCUAAAGACAAUACUAACGUACCACAAGUUCUUAAGGAAGCAAGGAAAAACUACUCAGGCAAAAGUGGGCAGAUACCAAACAUAUUCUGUAUUGUAUCUGAUGAUGUCAGUGAUACCUUUAGCCAACUGGAUGCUAAGGGAAAGCCCCUUGACUCGGUUCCUGAUGCAAUCUUUGUCUUACCCGAAGAAACUGAAAAGCCAAGUAAACGCCGCCAGUCCUUACUUCGGCAGUUACGGGAUGAGGGUCGUAUUCUGACAAAACACCAGAAAGAAGUAUUCAGACGCAGGAAAGAUGACAUUCCUGCCCUGUACAAUAGCACAAUCCAGCCUGUGCAGGAAGACUCGCUUAUAUCCGAGAGUUCCCAAGACACGUCUGACUUUGCUGCUCCCCAGCGAGUAAUUGAGCCACUGAGAAAUGACGCAAUUGCUUUAGAAGCCAAAGAACUUCUAAUUGCUUCUUCAUUGAAAGUGCUGGAACCACCCAGUUCAUUACAAAGAUUGGCAGAGUACCGCAAAAAGAUGAUGAUUGAUCAUGAAGGCUCUAUUGUGUUAGCUUCUAUCAGUGGUAAUAACUCUCCUGUAAGUGCAGAUAUACCCAAGCAGCCAGUUUUAUCUCAUGAAAUUCUUGACACCCAAGUCCAGGCAGAAUCAGAGCCUCCUAAUUCUCCAUUGUCUCUUACACUUUUAUCUGAUCAUUGUGAACCAACAACACUACCUUCAAAUGGCAGGAAACUGAACUUGGAGUUUGUUGCUGUUCGUUUGCCAACUUCUAUCUUAGUACCAAGCAAGGAUACGCCAGAACUUGCUGAAUCAGAGCUAGUUCAUGAGCAAGAUAUUUCAGUCAAUCCUGAAGUGGCAAUCAGGGUGUCAAUUUCAACCCCAGCUCCUACGUCUGUUGCCAGUGGUGGAAUUGAUGCCCCUGUUUCAUUUCCACUGGAGGAGCCGGCGGUGUGCCAAGAUGUAAUUAUGAGGAGCAGUAAGCAGGGUCACCCAGACUCUCAUAAUAUACUUGCUUCUCCCGUGGAGUUGCAGGAAAUACUGGAAUUGCCAACCGCAUCGCUGGCGGUCUUGACAGACAAAAAUAUGUCUCCCAGGGCUUCUGAUAUUACUAACAUAGUUCCAGGUUCCAGUAAUCCAUUGCUAAUAGAAGCAUCAAAUAAGAACAAGACAGGAUGUGUUCAGAAAGUUGACCAUUCCACCAAGUCUUCCACAAGAAAACCAGUUGUAGUCAACACUGACAAUCCUCUUACAAAUUACUUUAAGCCUGUGUCUAUUACACUUACUGCAGAUGAUGAUGAAGUCGACAGCAGGAAGGGCAGUGCUCGGACGAUUCAUCUGAGUUUAGAGACUUUAGAUAAUAAUGUGACCACAUCUGUUAUUGCUGAACCUUGCCUGCAUAAUCCUGAGACACCAUAUGAAUCGCAACAAAUUCUUCCUAAGCUCGCAGAGGUCGUGGAAGACAGCCAUGUCACUUCUGUGUCCAUUGUAGAAGCAUCAGUGGGCACACAGAGCAGUGAUGUAGAAUGUGAAGUCUCUGACUGGAGAAAGACAUUAAGUCCUGUGAAGGUAGUUGUAGAGAAAGUUGAAGAUUUCAUUUUAACCAAAACGUUUUCAGCUUUGGAAACCACGCCACCUUUAAACAUAGAGCAUGAUAAGGAAUUGCCUUUAAAUGAGGUUAGUAGCAGCAGUCGCCGUAAGAUCAAGAGCCCUCUAAAGAGAAAUCCUGGGGAUCCUAAACUGCCUCCUUUCAAGGGUAAGAGUAAGAUAGCACAGCAGAUGGAAACAAAAGUACAGCAUAAGGAAGCAAUACCUGAAGCCAGACUUUCUAAAUCAGGUAGCAAAUAUGUCAAAAGGAAAGACGGUAAGAAGCCCAAGGCAUUAAAACGCUCGUCUCGAAGCCGUAGUGCCUCUAAGCGUGGUACUGAUGACAAUGUGACAAAAGUGACUGUGGAAGAGGCCAUUACAGGUCCAGAAACUGCUUCUGUUGACAAUCCAAGUCCUUCUUUAUUACCAGUCGCUUCUGGAAGGUCACAGUCAGUGGUCAAGAAAACCAGAUCUAGGAAAACUCAUAAUAAGGUAAAUGAAAAUGUUGUGGCCAUGCCUCAGAAUCGUGAAAUCUCAUCGUUGCCAACUAUUGAAAGUCAACAGAAAUUGAAAAUUUUGAAAUCUGUGGAAGCUAACAAGUGUAACAGCAAGUCUCGUGAAUCAUCUAGCAUUAAAGAUUUAAAUGAUAGCUCGCAAGUUAUGACUUCUAGUAAUGAGUCAUCACUAGCCCAUGAUAAGAAACAGGCCUUUAAUGUAGAAAUUGACAGACAAAACAGUCAUAGACCCUCAAAAGCAAGAGUGAGAAAAGUUGCUGGAUGUAAUUGUAAUUCGGUGAGUAAUGAAGCAGUAGAUGUGAAAGUCAUUACUGAGCCUAUGAAACCAUGUGCAAAAUUGGAGGAGAAAGUCAUUAAAGAAAAUUUUUCUGGUAGUAAAGUGCCCUCUAAAUUAACUAACAGAGAAUCUUUGAAAUCAAAAACUGAAGCUCCUGUAAAGGACGUGAAGUUUACCAAGCAAAACAUUUCAGAGAGCGAUGACACUUUAUCUAAGAAGGUACUGGCAACUGAUACAGAAAUAUGUGAACCAAGUGUGGUGAAUAAUAUAGAGACCUUCCAAAAAGUGCAUAAUGAAAUGCUGACAGAUAAUAUAAAACCCUGUGAUCCAAAUCCUUUUAACACUGAUGAGCUCUUGGCCAUUGGAAUAAAAAAUGAAACUUUACCAUGUUUGGAAACAUUUGAACCUGAGUCCUCAGGUUUAGGAAUAGAGAAUGAAAAUGUACUCUGUUUAGAAACAUCAACUGAAACAAGGACCAGUAAAGAAGAUCCAUAUAACCUGAGAAAGGGGGGACAAGAUGAUGUUGAUGAAAUCGCUUCUGAAAGCAAUGAUUCACAUAAACAUAGUGGAUGUGUGGCUGAUGAUGUUAGAAGUGGCAAAAGAAGUGUUAAGUCUGUGUUUCCGAAGGUAAAGGUUGUAAAUUAUACUCCUGUUCUUGAGACAUCUGUAUUACAGCCAAAAGAGGAAAUAAUUAUUAGUUCCAAUGAUACAAAUUUAAAACCAUCUGCAAGGUUUGGAAACUUCACGUCCAAAUUGAAGAGUGCCGUGACGCUACUCGGAAGCAGUGGAAAAGAAAUUGACCAGGACAAGCCUGCAGACGUAGCAGGUGAAACUGCUUGCAGUUUGAAGAUGGGUGGCGCACUUUCUCUGUUGACAUCUGGUACUGAAACAUUUGAGUUGCAUAAUACUGAAGUGGAACAUGAGGAAGAAAAUAGCGAGAGGACUCAACAUAAUCACAGUCUGAUUCAUAUUGAGCAUGUGUCAUCAGAGAGGAGAAAGAGAAAAUUUGAUGAAACGGGGUUGAAGGAUGAUUUAAAUGCAGUCCAGAUGUCAAUUAAAAGAUCUGCUUCAUCUCAUCAUCAGAGUGCUUUGCGUACUUCAAUAAUUGAAGAAGACUUGGUUCCUUUACUCAGAAAGGAUGUAAAGAGCAGCCUGUCAAAAAAUCCUGAAAUGUUGGUAGCUUCACCAGUAACGGCCGCAGCAGGGGAGAUCACUGUUCUCGGUGUGACAGGAACAGCUGCAUUAUUAACUUCAACAGAAGCAUCAGCAGUAACUUCACCUAUGUUGACAGAUGUAUUGCCAGCUGUCUGUUCCAGUGAGGAAGGUAUUCUUCCAGCAAAAAGCCAAAUUCUUCCAGAACUUAUAAAAUCACUUUCUGAUAAAAGCAUAGAAAAGGGGAUGUCUGUACAAUCCUUUGAAAAUGAAGACUUUUCCAUAUCAGUGAAUGCAAGUACAGAUGGUUUUCACAAAGAGAAGGUAACUAGCCAUGAGAAGAUGGUAACAAGACAGAGGUCACGAUGUUCAGCUUUUAAUGUAAAGACACCGUGUGAUAUUCAGUCAUCACGCGAGCUUUGUUCUUCUGCAACCAGGCUGGAUGAAGAUAUCAAAACCGUGGUUGGUUAUGACACUGCAGGUUCCGGUUUAAAACACACGUCAAGCUCUCAAAAGCCGAUGAAGGUGACUGUUCCUUAUCUAAAUACACGUGAAAGUAUGAACAGCAAAUUUGAGGCUUCAGAAUGUUCAGAAGAAUUAGACGUUCAGACAAGUAAGACAGUGAGCAAUGUGGUUACAUUGUCACAAAAAGAAAUAUUUACAGAAAGUAGCAUGAGCAAACUAGAUUUGAAGACUUCUCUACGGUGUGAAGAAACAUCUUUUUCUGAAUCAGAGGUAACUCUGCCAUGCUUUGAAACAGAGAACACUAGUACUGGGUCACAAGAAGUACAGACUGAGUUCCAGAAAGUUGCAGACUCUGAGGAUGUUAUUGAAAGUUCUCAGGAUUUAAGUGCUUCAUCGCUCAUAGCUUCUAGGUUUCCGCUUAUGCACAAAUGUAGUGUGUCUGUUUGUAGAAUUGAUACUACUUUAGAUCCUGGUGUUGAGGUUAAUAUAUCUCAGGGUGACCAGAAACUGGUGGUUCUUAUGCCUGAACACUGUAAUUCUCCCUUUAAAGUAUAUACUCCUGGCAGCAAAACACCAACAGGUAUGCAGGAGGAAAAGUCUGCAACGGCCAAAAGUGAAAUGGAAGAAACUUAUCGCCUGAAACUUCUUCCUGCUACUCGGACUCUGUAUGGUAACUCUUCUGAUAUUAAUCAGAUGGAUUCAGUACAGGACAAGCCAAGUAUACCAUUAGGUAGCAAUUCUUCAGUAGGUGACAGCAUGAAAGAAUCUGCCAACAAGGUCAGUGUGGAUAGUGUCUCAACUUCUGGAGAUGAUACUCCAAAACCAAGAUCUGAAAAAGAGACUAUUACAUCAAAAUGCGAAGGUAAUAUUUCGAGUGUUGCCAAAACAGAUACUACAGAAUCCAAGGGAAGUGUUCCAGUUGUUACGGCAGAUUAUGUUUCAGAAUCCAGGUCUAAUGAACAGAUAAGAGUGUCAGAUGUGGUUAUGAAUGUUGGUCCUCGUAAACAUAGGCCACGAAGGUAUAAUACAUUGAAAUCUGAGGGUGGUGUUCCGCUUGUAGUAGAUGACACAUCAUAUCUCAGAUUUAAGCAUCAGAGCAAGUCCGAAUCUGACGAAAGUAUUGCACUUGUGACUGAGAACUAUACUUCAAAAUCAGCAUCCAAGCAACAGUUUGACAAACCUACAACUGCGAAUAGUGUUUUGAUGACUCUCAAAUGUGAUACUCUGAAACUGAGAACCAGGGAACAGACUAACAUGUUAAGACCUGAAGAUAAUAUUUCUCCAGUCAUGGUGUCUGAGAAUGGUAUUUCAACAGCUGCUGAAGAAGGUGCUCCAGAACAUAGAUGCUUGCAGCAGAUUAACAGAUUAGAGUUUCAGGAUAAUGUUUCAGCAAUUGAGAAAGAAGACACAUUGAAACAUCAGUUUGAGCAGCAGCAACAAAUUAAUGUAACACUAUCUGAUGUUAAUGUUCCAGUAGUUGGCAAUGAAGACACUCCAAAACCUCAAACCAUGGAACAUAUUAACACCUCAGAACUUCAGGAUAAUGUUUCAUCUAGUGGUAAAGAAGACAUUCUAACACCUCAGUCUGAGGAGUGGAUUAACACAUUAUCUGAGGUUAAUAUUUCAAUCGUCAGUACUGGAUACACUCCAAAACGUCGAUCCAAACAACAGAUUGAUACGUCCAAAUCCGGCGAUGACGUUUCAGUUGUUUGCAAAGAAGACACUCCAAAACGUCGAUCCAAACAACAGAUUGAUACGUCCAAAUCCAGCGAUGACGUUUCAGUUGUUUGCAAAGAAGACACUCCAAAACGUCGAUCCAAACAACAGAUUGAUACGUCCAAAUCCAGCGAUGACGUUUCAGUUGUUUGCAAAGAAGACACUCCAAAACUUCGAUCCAAACAACAGAUCACAUAUGAGAGUGUUUCAACAGUUGGCAAAGAAGAUAAACCAACACUUCGAUCUAAGCGACUGACUAGCACAUCAAAAUCUGAGAAAUAUAUUUUGAAAGCUGGCAAAGAAUGCAUUCAGAAACCUCAAUGCAGGAAACAGGUUAAUACAUUAGUAACCAACAGUAAUGUUUUAAUACUCAAAAAUGAAGAAACUCCAAAACUUCGAACCAGACAACAGUGUAACAGAUCAAAAUCUGUAGAUAAAGUGUCAAGAACUAGCAAAAGAGACAGUCUAAAGCCUAUAUCUAAGAAACAGAUUAAUAUGUCAUCCACAGUUAACGUUCCACCAUCCAUGAAUGAAGAUAGUGAUAAACGGCAAUCCAAGAAACACGUCAACACUUCAAAGUCUGAUGUGUGUGAAGGAGAUGGUUUGAAAUCUCAGUCUAAGCAGCAGAUUGACACAUCAGUAGUCGAGAGUAAUGCUUUGAUGGUAGACAGUGAAGGCAACCCAAAGCUGCAGUCAAGGCAGCCUGUAUCUGAAAAUAAUGUUAUAACAGGUAGCAGUGAAGGCAAUCCAAAACAGGAAUCCAAAAGGCAGAUUAACACUUCAGAAUUUGGCAAAGAAGACACUUCAAAGCCUCGACUGAAACAGCAGAUUAUUAACACAUCAGAGUUUGAGUGUAACGUUUCAAGAGUUGGUGAAAAAGAUUUCCCAAAGCCUCAGUCCAAACAUGAGGUGAAUGUUUCAAGUGUUGUCAAUGAAGACUCUACAGAACCUCAUUCCAAGCAACAGAUUAACAUAUCAGAUUCUGAAGGCAUUAUUUCAAGUGUUAGGAAAGAAGACAUUUUGAAGUACCAGUUCAAGACACAAAUUGAUGUAUCAGUAUUGAAGAAUGAUGUUUCAGCAGUCAGGAGUGAGGACACUCAGAAGCUGGAGUCCAGGCAACAAAUUAACACUUCGGACUCUGCGGAUAACAUUUCAGUAGUCGGCAGAGGAGACCCUCCGGUGCCUCAAUCCGACCACCAGAUUAACGCGUCAGUAUCCGAGUGUAAUGAAGAGGUUCGAAGACUUAGAUCAAAGCACCGACUUAGUACACCAAUAUCUGAGGCUUGUGUUUCAACAAAAAGAAAAUAUGGCAGUAUAAAACCUCAUCCUAAACAGGAGAUUAAUUCAUCAGCUUCAGAGGAUGGUGUAUUUCAGCAACAGAUUAACAUUUUAAAAUGUCAAGAUAAUGUAUUUACAGAUGUCAAAGGUGUUUUAAAACCUCCAUCCAAACAACAGAUUGAAACAUCUGAAUCUGAAACGUUUAUUUCGACAACCACCGAAGAAGACACUUCACUAUCUAAGUCAAAGCAACGGAUUGACAUGUCAGAAUCUGAAAUUACUCCUUUAAUUGCUGCUUCAAAAUCCACUUUCAAGCACCGUGUUAGUGGGUUGAAAUCAAAUAGUACUAUUGUGACUGAUCUCACGAAACAAUCUAAGCAGUCUGAAAAUGAAAAUGUGUCUGUCAUGAGAGAUGAUGCUCCAAAACCCAUAUUGAAACAAGAACUGGGGUCUUCAAAUGUUGAUGAAAGUAUAAAGAUUUGUCCUGUGGAUGACACCACAGAAUUAAGUUCCAAGUGUUCAGGUACAAAAAGGAAAGUUGACCAAGAUUCAGAAGUCGUAAGUGACGCGGAGAUACAGGGAAGUAAAAUUAUAUUCUCAUAUUCAGAAAAAGUGUUGGGUGAAGCGGAACUUGUGGAAGAUGAAGCACGGCGUUUGGUCACGCCAAAGUCUGUCACUAUCGACCAUUGCAAAGACAAGGGUAACAAAAAAAUUAAAGAGGAUAUUAUAUCCAAAUUGGACCAUAAAACGUCUGGUGCAGAUGAUAUUCUUAAAGCAUUUGCUCAGGAAAAAACAUCUGAUGACCAUUUUAUAGAUAUAUCAGAUAUAAAUAAAGCACUGGAGUCGAAUGACACAAAUAUUUCAGCGGUAGAUUCUAAAUUGGCCUCGCCGUUACGGCCUCGUAAGAGAUCGGCAAGUUCCAGUCGUGUGGCACUUGAAGUUUCUCUUGGACAAGUAGAUUCUAAUAUUAAUGACCAUGUUGAUACAGGAAUUUCCAAAACAAAGAGAUUAUCACACAAUGCUGAGAAUGUAAAUGAAGAAUCAGUCUGUGAUAGGAGUCCUGUUGGUACGCCAUCACAGUGUAACAAUACAUUAUCAGAUAACGAUAAAGCUUUGUUGCCCUCAUCUCCAAAGUCCUUACUCAGCAGUCCACGCUCAUUGCUUCGAGCAUUCUCUUCACCAUUAGGAAGCCUCGAGUCAAAUCAGACUCAGAAGAAUCAUCGUAAGCGCUCGACAGGAGGGCGGGCACAGUACAUGGUUGGUCUUGCAGUUGCCGUAAAUGACGUGGGAACUUCGCAAGCCUCGUCGCCUGUUGUCCCACAGAAAUCUGAAGAAAUCAGAAGCAUUGCUGCUACGCCACCACUUUCGAGCAGGAAACUUCCGUGUGGUGUGUCAGAUGCAGGCACUGAAUCUAGCUUAACACCUUUAGAGAGGCUGCAGUGUUCAGUUUCAGAAUGUGAGACUCCGUCACCAUCUUGCGUUUCCAGCCUUGCUGAAAUUCCCUAUAAACGGGUGCUGAAGCAGUCUGGUGAACAGGGUACCCCACCUUCUAAGAAAAAGCGGGUGUGGUUUCCUGAUCCUGAGGUAUCAGGCACAAGGUUGUUUUCCACACAUGACGCUGUGGAUAGUGCCUGUACAAGCAUGAGCAAACGACGCUCGCCGCAUUCUCCAACUAGGAUGCUACUUGGUAGGAGAAGAAAGGCGCGAACACAGUGUGCAGCGGUUAGCAUCGACACCGGUAUCCACGAUAAAAGCUCUGAUCCUGCCCUCUCGACCGCUACGACUCCGUAUGCAGAAGAAACUUCGCCACAGAGUCAAAGUUCGCCUGAUCUUACUGGUGUGACAUCACAGGGGUCAGUGGAAGAAACUGCCACAGAACUUUUGAACAGUCAAGAUGCUUUCUUCCCGGCGCUGAUCAACUGUAACCAUCCAAUUGAAUGCGUUGCGCCCCGUCUCACAACACAUGUCAUGUGGACAAAGGCAUUGGUUGUUGAGCUGACACGUAAAAACAUCCAUACUAUCGGUGAUCUGAGCCGGUUGGAUGAAGCUAGUAUUAACAGACUUCCGAUAGCUAAUCCAAAGAUAUCUCAUGCCAAGACAAUUCUUCAGGACUACGUGAAGUCACUAGAAGUUGAAAGUGAUAGGUCGCCAAGUAUAAUCAGUAAAGGUGGUGUAAGUAGAAGCGAAGAUGCUCACCUGGAGCCUGAGUCUGUACUGUCAUCACCAUCGCCGUCCGUGAGUACAGCUGAUGUCGUCAAGUUCUUUGUUACAAACGAAGGAAGUUUAGCAACGGUGUUGGAAGAAGCAAGUAAGGUGGGUCAUUGUAGUCGGAGGCUGCAUCAAGAAGUCUUAAGUGUGUUGAAAGGCAGUAAUAGUCUUGCAAACAGCACUGCAGAAGUAAUGGAGGAAAGUGUCAGUGACGUUGUGGCCAGAUUUGGACGUGGCGCCGUCUUGGACCAUAUUAUGAAUUCAGAUGGUUUAGACAAAUUUUUUGGUGAGUUGCCCAAAGUGGAGGUAAUAAAGUAUUUUGUGAAACAUGAUCCUGAUGGACUCUGUAAAAUAUUGAGUGAGAGCUCAGCCCCGUCCAAUAAGACUUGGCAAGGUCAUUUAUAUCGUCAGCUCGCUUCUGGCCAGCCGUGCCACAAAGAACUUUUCGACGCGUUGCUGUCUGCAGACCGUAACAAUACGCUCUUGAGCUCCAUGCAGUCCUUCAUCAUGCUGAAAAGAUCUACAGAAGAAAUUCUUCAGAAGAUGCCAGUGGAGAGUGUAAUGCAGUAUGCAACAUCCGGUUUGAGUCUCAUGGACAAAAUCGGUCUCUGCGUAGAUGCUAUGUCACACGACACAUCCGCAGAGGUUCCUGUCGGUCACUGCCAGAAGCUUGUUGAAGCUGUAGCAAAGAAAGUAUCCCAGAGGGAAUUUACAACAAUAUAUUACAAUGUUGUAAUGGAUAAUUUGAGUUAAAAAUUAAUUCCAUUUUUAAGUAACCUGAUGUACAGUCUACCGCAGAUGUAGCGUUGUUUAAUUCGCGUAUCGCUGUGCAUUUUGGCACAUGACUAUAAUUUGCUGGUGCAUCUUCUCUGAAUUACUGCUUCAGUUGAGUGUUUUUAAAUUAACACUGCAAUAAACUUACGUUCAAUUAAGAACCAUAUAUAACGUGUUAACCUUACCCUCGUGUUAUAUUAACAUUUUAGUAAAAGCUGCUUGCUAGAAGUUUUCUUCCCAUUAUAUCAAGUUUAUUUUAUUCUAAUUGGCCUUGGACCUUGUGUACGAUUUCAUCUGUCGCAGCAGUUCCUCUUUAACCUUACGUGGCUCUUAAUUGAAUGUUUUAGCCAAAAGUGAAUUUUAACAAAACUUUGACUGCAGAUGAAACAUGAAUUCACACUGGAUAUGAAAAUUAUGUCCACAAAUUAAAUGAUGGCUGAGAAAAGUUUCACAUUUCUUGCUGCAACCACCGUUUCACAUUUAUAAAAGUGUGGUACGUUGGUUGUUACAACAUCUGCAUUUUACAUUGAGAUGAAAUGUUUAAGACUUGAUAUUUUAUUUUAUUUAAUUUUCUUUGUGUAUAAGAAAUAUCUUGCAACUUGUUAAUACUGUUCUCAUGUAACAGUGGAGUUAUGUUACUAAAUCGUGAAGAUUCUCACUCGAGAAAUGUUAGCGGCUUUCACACGUGAAACCUUAUGCCAAAUUAACGCUGUUUUCAGUUGUUUGAUCCUUGCCCCAAUUAUCACCUUCAUUAUCUCUGUUCAUGUAUUUGAUUUGUAGUAUCAUUAAAAUUGUGCCGUUUCAGAACUUUUUUUAUAUUUUCCCGUCUGAAUCUGCAUGACUUACGUCUUCCUGCACGCACAAAGUUUAGUCGCCUACAGAUAUGCUGUGGAAAUGCGUAUUUCAUUUUGUGAGAGCGCUUUACGUACGCAGCACUGAUGGCACGUUUGUCGUUGACAUUGUCCAGAUUUAUGGCCGGGGGUUGACUGAUUUCUACUCGCUAACCGUACUUUUAGCAUUCAUUUGAAAUGCGUGAUGGACGCCAUGACAGCCUGGUGCUUUGAACGUAUCGUACCGUUUGCAACUUUGACGGUGGCCACUUCUUCGAGGCUGUAUCGUGUACACCGGCUUACAUAGUGCGACCCGUCGGCUGCCCCCUUCUCCUUUCUUACAAGCUUCCUUCUUGCACGUCAAACAUUACAUUUAGUCUGAGACCCUUUUUGUUAUAUAAUUAUUUUAGUAAAUUUAGAAACUUAGUAUUUGUUUUAUAGAAGAAAUGGAGAAACAGAAAUGUGAAUUUUUAUGAUGUCCCGUCAGAGAAGGCGGAUAACAACAAAGUUACAUCGUAUUGUGACUCUGUGGAUUUUACCCAGUUUCAGAUAUUGUACUUUGCCUUCCAAUAAUAAAUUAUGGAAAUAAACAUUCAAAGAUAUUCUUCAUGUAUUGAUACUCAAUGUGGAUCUUUUUGUACUUUUUGUAAAUAAAUAUAGCGGCAGUAACAGUAAUGUCACUGGAACAAAA